Messenger RNA from Paramuricea clavata, 359 nucleotides. The record is from the annotation of a GenBank genome assembly. NCBI's taxonomy places the organism in Eukaryota, Metazoa, Cnidaria, Anthozoa, Malacalcyonacea, Plexauridae.
GAAUGGAAAAAUUAGGAUUAAAAGAAGAUGGGCUGCGUAUUUUUGAUGCGGAAGAUGGAACAGAAAUUGAUGAAGACGAAUGUCUUUUGGAAUGUGAUAAAGGAACUACUUUUCUUAUUUCAAAAGAAUGGAAAUUUAAUCCUGAAACACAAAUUGUCGACAAUGUUGAUGAAAUCAUAGAAGUUUCUACUCCAACGUCUCUAAUUACAGAAAGCCAGGAUCAAAACAAAAAUAGCGAAGAGAGGAAUGUCGAAGCUGGAGCUACAAUGCAAACGAAUGUUUUUAACGGAGUAAAAAAAGAUGAACAUGCAGAAGAAAAGAAAGAAAAAGUUCCAGGUCAUUACUGUCAUGCUUGUUAA